AUGGCGGGAGAUACAGAGCCAGAAUCUCAAGAGGCACAAAGAGACGAUUUCUCAUUUGUUAAUAAUGCACGAGAAAGGGAAACUUUUGAUGAUAAUCCUGUUCUAGAUGAGUCAUGUACGCAUGCUGAGUGCAAUGUUUAUGAGAAUCCCUAUUCAUUUCCGCGGGCAAAUGAUUCUGAUACUUGCCAACGCAGUGGAGUUGUUAUUGAUGAAAGCACUCCAGGAUACACAGAGUGCGGCAGCGUUCAAGAACCUGAAGGUCCACCCCCACCGUCAGAGUGGUAUGCUAAUUCUGGUGUACAAGCUCUCAUCAAGCUAGGAGAAGGUGACCCAAUCACAGAAGGUCACUGUGGCCUAGCUGAUCCCAGUGAGAGUAUCAUAGAUGAAAUCAUUGCCUCAGAUGCCUUGAGGGAUGAAGAAAACUGGCAAGCUCAGUAUGGUCAAGUAGUUCAUUCCAGGGAAGAGCCAGUCCCAGAUUUUCAUGUUGUGGAUUUAUGGGACUGGGAAAUGGUCAAGGGUUCCCGAAAAGUUGGAAAAGGUCAGGAGGCUAGGCUGGUUGGGAGGUUGGUGAAGCGAUCUGCGAAGCUUCAUCCUUCUAUGCCUUCUAGCUGUGGUCUCUUUAGAUCUGCUCCAAUAUGUGAAGUACAUCUUGACCUGGUACGAGCUAGAACAGGGCAAGUUUAUAAGUUGCAUAGUCCUAGCACAAGAUAUUUGGCUUCCUUGCCAACUUAUGAUUCUUCCAACCCAACAAAGGACUGGGGGUUCCCUGAAUUAUCAAUUACUAUGAAAGAUAUUACCCCAAUAAAAUCCAGUGGAAAAGGUGAAUUGAGAUCAGUUGAUGGAGAUACUGAUAGCAAGUGUAUGACUGGGUUACCCAAUCAACUGUCUGCAUCCAAAAUGCAAGCAAGCCACUCGUACAGGGAUAGAGCUGCCGAGAGAAGAAACUUGCAUGGUGGUUUUGGUGUGGGCCCUGGACAAAAGAGUUCUUUAGUUGAUGAUGUUGGUGGCUCAUCAUCUCCAGUUUCAACUUCUACAGAGGAAGCUGCAGCUGAAGCCUUGAGCAUGUCAUUUGGAGCUGGUAGUUAUGCCAGGAAAAUCCUUGAAAACAUGGGCUGGAAGGAGGGGGAGGCUCUAGGCAACACUACAAAGGGCUUGGUUGAGCCAGUAAAAGCAGUUGGAAACAUGGGUAACGCUGGAUUGGGGUGGCCUCAGGGCAGAAUGAACCUCAACUGA
Molecule: messenger RNA, 1233 nt
Organism: Dovyalis caffra
Lineage: Eukaryota; Viridiplantae; Streptophyta; Magnoliopsida; Malpighiales; Salicaceae
Source: the annotation of a GenBank genome assembly